CAGAGUUAACCAUUCAGAACACUGAUAGCUUUUCAGCAUGAACGCCCACACUAAACGAAGAGCAACGUUUAAGCUAACUUUCACUACAGAAUUUUAAAGGGUUACUCUUAUUUAAAAAAUAAUUGCUUCAGCCGCUAUAUAAGGCAGCAUGUUAGCCUGUGAUAUCAUGGUUUCUGUGUUCCUCGUAUUUGCAUGUCGCGCUGCCUCCGUGGUUUCUGCGGUGUCUUGUCACACAAAGGAGUAUGCAACAAGGGAUGGGCAGUGCUGCCCGAUGUGCCAAGAAGGUACAGUUGUUCAGAGAGACUGCACAGCAUAUUCAGGAACUCGGUGCCGUUCCUGUGACCUGGGGACUUUCAUGAACCAACUCAAUGGUCUAUCUAACUGUUUCCCCUGCACUACCUGUGAUACAGGUCAUGGUCUCUUUGUCAAGCGGAACUGUACAGCAAAAACUGACACAGUGUGUGACGUUUUAAAUGGAUAUUACUGCAAAGGUUUGAUCGACAGUAAUGGAUGUAGUUUGGCAGAGAAACAUUCACAGUGUGAAGCUGGUCAGAAGAUAAAAGAAUCUGGAACCAGCAGAAGUGACACAGUGUGUGAAGACUGUCAGCCAGGCUUCUUUUCCAAGGACGGUGUGAAGUGCACUGCUUGGAAAACGAACAGCCUCCACAGACAGUGGAUGCUCUGACUGCAGCAGUGGAACAUUAACACCUUGUCACUCACGCACUAAGUAAGUGACACUUCAGAGCAGACAUGGACACGUGAUUUCUUCCAGUGCAACAACUUUUUCAUUUUCCCCCCUCUGUACCUUCCAGAUGUGAGUCACUAAACCACAUGAUAACUCCAGGGCUUAUGCUCAAUGUUGGAAACAAAGGGGAAAAAAUUGUUACCAUCACUGGCUGUGUGGUGGUUUUAGUUAUGAUUGCCAUAGCUGUAGUGAUUUUAAUUAUUGUCAUUUUUAAAAGAUGUAUCUAUGUGAGGAUGUCAAAGAUCACUGAUAUCAUGAUUUAGAUUAUAUUUCCUGUCAAGUAAUAACUUUUUUAGACAAAAAUAAAACUCAAAACAAUAUAGGAAAUGAAAGUAUUUAUAUUUUUUUAUUUUAUUUCUGAGAAGGAAAGAAAAGAAAAUGAAGCACUGAAUGGGUCAAAGGAGCAGACAAGACAACAGUGAAAUGUUCACUGUGGACUCUGAUCUUUUUUAAAAAGCAGCUAAAAACUCAACUUUUUAAACUUGUAUUUGGGUAAAGUUUUGUUUUAAUGUCUUAGAAUUUUGUAAUGAAGCACUUUGCGAUAUUUAGAGACGAUCAGAUUUUUACUGCAGCAUUAUGGAACAAAGAAUAGCAGUUUCUAAUGUUUUUAUCUUUCAUAUACAGAUUUUCCUUGGAACUGGUUGUGGAUGUUUGUGUAGAUGAAAGUUCAUAGUCAACACGUUCUCAGUCCCAAAGCGUAACAUUUUACGUUGCCAUAGUUAUCCUUGUAAUGUAUUUAUGGGGAAUAUUUCAUAAAAAAGGUUGACUGCACAGAGACAAUAAAGAAAACCUUCAACAAA
Maylandia zebra (zebra mbuna) is the source of this 1545-nucleotide messenger RNA. Its product is annotated as tumor necrosis factor receptor superfamily member 14. Gene Ontology annotation, cellular component: membrane; external side of plasma membrane. Gene Ontology annotation, biological process: positive regulation of T cell migration; positive regulation of cytokine production involved in immune response; defense response to Gram-negative bacterium. Gene Ontology annotation, molecular function: protein binding; transmembrane signaling receptor activity. NCBI's taxonomy places the organism in Eukaryota, Metazoa, Chordata, Actinopteri, Cichliformes, Cichlidae. The record is from RefSeq and is a predicted model, not a curated record.